This is a messenger RNA of Hirundo rustica (Barn swallow), 1511 nucleotides long. RefSeq names its product osteocrin (gene OSTN). The coding region runs from base 783 to 1199 and encodes 138 amino acids. Gene Ontology annotation, molecular function: signaling receptor binding. Lineage: Eukaryota; Metazoa; Chordata; Aves; Passeriformes; Hirundinidae. The record is from RefSeq and is a predicted model, not a curated record. The transcript has 10 exons. Gene Ontology annotation, biological process: hormone-mediated signaling pathway.
CUGGUUGAUACUUUUUGGUACUGUGGAGUUUCACAAGAGUUUAGAAUAAAGGAAAAAAAGUGUCUACAAGAUGGAAAAACUGCAAACACUUUUCCAGGUUUACCUGCAGUUUCUCACAGCAAGAGUGGUGAGACAGUGACUAGAAGAUGGAAUUUAUCUGAGAAAGUUGAAGGUUUUCUACAUAGUAGCACGGCUGCAAAAUCCGUGAAGACAAAAUGCUGCCAGCUGUGUGACAUUGAAGGUGGAGAGGGAAGGAGCUGGGAAUCGGCGCUCAGCCCUCUGCACCCACAAGCACAGCACAGUCCUGCUGUGCAAGACACCAUCCCGGGGUGGACUUACCAGGAAUGAGGGGACAGAACCUUCCUUAUUAAUACCGUUUUGUGAAGGAAUUAUUUCCAUGGAGGAAGAGCUUCCCAGCCCCACCUUUCACAUUCCUUUACCUGCAUGUCAGUUUCCACAGGCAGGGGUGCUGAAGAGCAAGAUUACUCAACACUCACACAAGUGAACCCCUGCUAAGUCCUGCUCUCCGAAUCAGAACCUGUCUGCUUGCGGUAAACAGCCAGCUCAACUGACUUGCAAACCAGUGUUGAAAGAUUUAUGGAAGCUCUUGUGGUACCAUGAGGGCAGUAGGGAGGGAGAAAACCCACAUGUGUGCUGGUAAAAUGUCCUACGCUGAAGUCAGAAGCAGCCUGUGAGGAUGACAAAUUAUCCAGAAGAAAGAAGAAACUGAGUGCCUGGAACUGCAGAACUGCAGAAGCUGGUCAGCAGCACCGUGUGGUCAUAUGUCUGUCACUAAGAUGCUGCAGUUCCAGCUCGCGGUGGUGCAUUUGGCCCUCGUGAUUGCCCUGCUGUGGUGGAGCUCCAGCUCUGUGCUCCUUGCAGAGGCAGCGCCAGAGCCUCUGGAGCUUUCUUCUGCUCUGGGCAUGGGAGACCCUCCCAUGGGCAGUGAAGAGCAGCCAGCCACCAACCUGGCAGCCAAACUGCUCCUUCUUGAUGACUUGGUGUCCCUGGAGAACGAGGUGACCGAGACCAAGAAGAAAAGAAGCUUCCCAGGAUUUGGCUCCCCGAUUGACAGAAUUUCUUCAUCUUCUGUGGAUGCUAAGGGCAAACAGAGGAAGGUGCUUGAGCUGCCCAAGAGAAGGUUUGGAGUUCCUCUGGACCGGAUUGGAGUGAGCCACCUUGGCAACACCAGGGGUUAGCAGUUCCUGCAGAUGGUUCUCUUCUGAAUGAGCAAUGCUGUAUUGGAAACAUUACACAGAUAUGGAAGAUGCCUCACAGCAUGCCUUGUCUUUGCCUAAUGAUAUGGCACUCAAGGGAAUUGACCUCCUGCAAAAUCUGUUUCAAGUUGCAUUUUACAAAUGUUGCAUUUACAAAUAACAUAUUCAGUCCAUCAGGUCAGAAUGCUCUCACAGCUGUGCACAGUGUCACUGGUAGGAGGCAACAAGAGAAUAUGUAUAUAUUUUUAUUGCAUGGCAUUUAUUUGUUAAAUGUGUAGAAUUUUAUUAUCCUAG